Molecule: messenger RNA, 2122 nt
Organism: Penaeus monodon (black tiger shrimp)
Lineage: Eukaryota; Metazoa; Arthropoda; Malacostraca; Decapoda; Penaeidae
Product: nuclear envelope phosphatase-regulatory subunit 1 homolog
Exons: 5
Coding region: 398-808 (136 amino acids)
Cellular component (GO): cytoplasm; Nem1-Spo7 phosphatase complex
Source: RefSeq, a predicted model, not a curated record
GGAGACGAAAAACAAAAAUAAACGAACAAAAUUACACUGGAAAUCAAUCCCCCAAUGUAAAAAAAAAAGAAGAAAAAAUGCAAUCUUGUUUUGAUAUUAUUCUUCUGAUCCAGUAGGAUCCGCCCCCAUUUCCCAAGCCGGCGUCUAAUUGGCCAGAAUCACUGCGCCGCCGACCAAUCACCGCCCUUGCUCUGGCUGCGGUUGUUUACUUCUGGCCUGAAGCACGUGGCAGCGGCGAGGGUAUCAGCUGAUUGCCGUACUCCAUUGUGGUUUAUUUCGAUUUAUUUCUUGCCCUGCUGCCUUUCCUGCCCCAUAUUUAUGUGAGAUUUUGAGUCCGAGUGCUGUUUGCCGGGUGUUUUCUUACUUGUUGCGAUAAGAGAUAGUUUGUACAGUCACCAUGUCACUGGAACAUACUGCAUGUGAAGAUUUGAAAGCGUUCGAGCGGCGAUUGACGGAGGUGAUAAACAGGCUACAGCCUUCCACUGUAAGAUGGAGAAUGACAACACUCAACAGACCAUGCAUUUCAGUGGUCUUGACAGUGGCUGCACUGAGCACAGUCUUUGGGGCAUACCUCUGGCUCACUGACCCCAUCACACACAGCCAAACGGUUGCUCAGUCGCUCAUCAGCCAUCUCUUCUUUACUUUUGCUGCGUUUUCUCUAGUUUUACUGUUCAUAGUGGGGAUCCACAAAAAGGUGGUUUUUCCCUCAAUCAUCACAUCACGAACCCGCAUUGUUUUAUCUGAUUUUAACAUGUCCUGCGAUGACACUGGGAAACUUAUCUUAAAGCCAAGACCAACCACCACCUAAGAAUGAUAAAGCAUAGGAUAUUUGUAAAUUUAGUACUAAUUCCUUUUUUUUGGUUUUGUUUGAGACCUGUAUUUUACAGGUAAAUGGAAAGCAAGAACAGUUGGUGUACAAAAAUUACUUGAAUGUGGGAUUAAUUUUAAUUUAAAUGUUUCAGUGUUUUACUUAAGAAAAAGAAAUAGAUUAGAUUAGACUGCACAGAUUAUCCUGUGCUGUGUCUCUUUGUAACAGUUUCAUCCUUAUAAAACAGAAGAGCAAUAUGUAUAAAUUUCCGGUAAGUUAAUUAGGAACUCACUAUUUAGAAUCAAAGUCCUUUUGUAUGAAAGGGAUGAUGAGAAGGAAUUUCCAGAGUCAUGUAGAUAUAUUAGGCCAUUUGUUCUAACAGCUCCUUUUAUGUGUGAAGAAACAUCAAUUUAUUGAUUGAAUCUUAUAGAGGAACCUUGAUAUAAGCUAGGUUUUUCUGUUUAUGGAAAGUACAAAGAUUACAUAAUUAGUAAAGUAUAGAAUAAUUCUGAUACUGAUAAAAGACCUUUAGUAUCCAGAAGCCCCUCUCCAUUUUACAAAUAAGCACCUCAUUUUCAUUUCAUGUUAAAAAAAGAAACCCAGAUUCCUUCAUUACUUAUUGUAUGGAGUCAUUUUAUUCAGAAAGGAUAAAGAUGUGUGGCCUUGUCUGCAUUUUGUAUACAUUUGUGAGGCUUGUCUUGAAAUGUAAGGAGAAGGAAGAAAAACGGGAGAGAGGAGGAAAAAGCAACGAGAUGGAUAAAGUUGUCAAAGUUUUGGCAUGUUGUAUCAUGGUAAUUUUUUCUUCUUUUUAACCGAACAAUUAAUAAAAAAUGAACCUUAGUAAGGGAUGAGUGAGUAGGAUCUGAAGAGAAAAAUGAUGUAAACUAGAUGAUAUAUUUGUUGUUAUGCAUUUUGUGAUUGUCUAUCGUUUCAUAUUUUUAAAAAAAUAAUAGUUAUAAUUAACUUGUGUUUAUCUUCCAAUGUUAGUUUUACUUCACAGAAAAUGUAUUUCAAUAAUGUACAAUACUUACUCUUUUACAAGCAUAGAAAAUGAGUAUAAAAGAAAGAUUCAUUAUGAUAUGAAAAUACAAGAUGAAUAAUGAGGUUGAUUCAACUUGGAAUAUGAUUCUUAACAAUGGUAAAAAAAUGGUUUGCAUUACUUAGAAGAAAGCAGUUAAUCAAAAUUUAUGAUUUAGGUGGCUAAAAUUGCCAACAGGUUAGUUUACCUUAUUUAUGAAAAAUUUCCAUACAUGCUAUGUAUCUUAAGAAACAAUAGAAAGAAUGUGGUUGUACUAAUAAAACGUACGAAGUGAG